Hemisphaericaspora subhashii is the source of this 810-nucleotide messenger RNA. It is a transcript of the gene SBP1, whose product is annotated as Sbp1p. Lineage: Eukaryota; Fungi; Ascomycota; Pichiomycetes; Serinales; Debaryomycetaceae. The transcript has 2 exons. The coding region runs from base 1 to 810 and encodes 269 amino acids. Gene Ontology annotation, molecular function: mRNA binding. The record is from RefSeq and is a predicted model, not a curated record. Gene Ontology annotation, cellular component: ribonucleoprotein complex; nucleus; cytoplasm.
AUGACAGACGAAAACGAAACUCAAUCCAAACCAGUCAUUGAAGACAGAAUUUAUGUCGGUAAUGUCGAUUUUAAAGCUACUGAAGAUGAAUUGAAGGAAUUAUUCGAGGGCUUAAGUGUCACCGAAGUUGAAAUUCCUUUUAAAGAAACUGUCCGUGGUGAAAAUACUUUCAAGAGACAUUUAGGGUUUGCUUUUGUUCAAUUUGAAAGUAAAGAAGAUGCUGAUAAGGCAAUUGAAGACUACAAUGGCAAGAAAUUCCAAAGACGUAACAUCUUCAUCAAGAAGGCCGUUCCACCUCCAACUGAAGAAGAAAAGAAAGAAAGAGCUGAAGCUUUUAAGAUUAAACGUGAAGAAUAUUUGAAGGAACGUGAAGAAAAGAGAAAAGAAGCUCAAAAGAGAAGAGAAGAAAGAAUUGCUGCUGGUGAAGAUGGAGAAAAGACCCCAGAAGGAACUCCUUCAAAGGACACUAUUUUCAUUACUAACUUAGAUUAUCGUGUCAAUGUUAAGACCUUAAGUGAACUCUUUAAAGAUUUGAAACCAAAAUGGAUUCAUGUUCCAACUAGAAGAGUUGCUAGACAUCUCUUAAACCGUGGUGGUGCUAGAAGACAUCCUUUCAAUAAGGGAAUUGCUUUUGUUAAAUUCAUUGAUGAAGAAACUCAAAAGAAGGCUGUUGAACAAUUCAAUGGUACUGAACUCAAUGGUAGAAAUAUUAUUGUUGAUAUUGCUAUUGAUGCCAGAGUUCCAAAGGAAGGUGAAGAUGAAGAACACCAUGACGAAGAAGGUAGUGGUGAAGAAGCUCAAGAGGAAUAG